GUAAUUACACAAUCUUUGACGUCUUUUCUUUCUGUGAAGCACAAGCUAGCAACCGUAGAAAUGAAGUUAAAAAAAAACUCAUAAACAAGUUACCGCAGGCAUCCAUGCACGACAAAGAAAGCUUCGCUAAAGCAAGAAGUUUUCAGUAUGUGGCCCUUGGUGGAAAAAGUGAGGACACCCCUAGCUUACACAGUCGCUACCUUUACAGAAAUGGAGCCAUAGCUGUGCCAUCUAUAUCCAUGCUACAUCCACCAGAGCCCCCCCCCCCCAGACACUUGGAAUGAAGGGACUUGUUUUCCGGGAUUCGGCGAGAACCAGAACUGACUUAACGACGAGGGAGGGACGUCGUUAAAGAGGUCAGAAGAAUGGAUGAAUUUUUCCUUACGAGCCGGUCUGUGCAGCCCAACCCAGUCCGAGCAGGGUGGGUUCAUCCGGCGUAAAAAAAAAACAAAAAAAAAAAAAAACAGUCGCCUCCGGUGAUGUCCGCGUACUGCCUCGACCUGAACGCGUCUGGAGUCGGGAGUCCAGCACCACUGGAGCUGGACAGCGACUCCUUGGAGCCACGCCACAGCCAGACGAGCCUCCAUCCCGGCGGUUGCCAGAUGCUUCACGCCGGCUCCGGAGGCCUCGGCGUGGCGUUGGAGGAGGAGCUGGCCGUGCUCGGUGAAGAGCAAGGCGACGAGGAAGAGCUCUCGGUGGUCCACAACGCAGACUUGCUGUCGCUCUUCCGCCAGAAGGAGAAAGAUUUGGUUUUGGCUGCCAAACUCGGCAAAGCUUUAUUGGAAAGGAACCAAGAUUUAAGCCAGCAAUAUGAGAAAAUGCACAGAGAUCUUCACGACAAAUUAGAGCACUUGGAACAGGAGAAGCAUGAGUUGCGUCGGCGUCUGGAAAAUCGGGAAGGGGAGUGGGAGAGUCGUGUGGCCGAGCUGGAGAGCGAUGUCCAACAGCUGCAAGGAGAACUGGAGCGACACCAGGUCCAAUUACGAGAUGCCGACAGGGACAAAACCAAGACCAUCGGUGAAUUGUCUGAACAGAACCACAGAUUGCUGGACCAACUCCGAAGGGCUGCAGAGGUGGAGAGGCAUCUAUCCACUCAGGUCCAUUCGUUACGGGACGACUUCAGGGAGAAGAAUGUAUCUGCAAGCCAGCACAUGACACGGCUAGAAAUGCUACAGGCUGAAAUUAAGAUGCUAUCGGAGAGGAAAAUGGAGCUGGAGCGGCGGGUCCACGCCAUGCUGGAGGACAACGAAGUGCUUAGGAACACCGUGGAAGACCUCAGAGAGAAGACAUUGGUGUUGGAGAAGCAGUGUCACGAGAAAGACCAACAGUUGCGGCAGACUCAAGUGGAGCUUCAGGAGAUUCAGCUGUCCCACAGGCAGCUAACCGCUCAACUGGAGGAGCUAACGGAGGAAAACAGCCUGCAAAGCCUCACCCCUCACCAGUCCAGCCUAUUGUGCGAGAUAGAACAAAGUAUGGAGCAGGAGGAGCAGGAGCAGGAGAGGGAGCAGUUGCGUCUUCAACUAUGGCAGGCCUACUGUGAGGUGCGCUCACUGUGCUCCCAUCUCCGGGGUAACGACGUCACAGACUCUGCGCUAUCCACAGAUUCUUCCAUGGACGAGUCCUCGGAGACAUCCUCAGCCAAGGAUGUGCCGACUGGGAGCCUUCAUGCCACCCUGCUGGAACUACGCAGGCUGACGCAGAACCUUCUAGAUGGCAACGAGUCCACGGGUUCCCGACGCAGUGAUGAGGAUGCUUUGGAAGAACAAUUGAGAAAACUCGGAGAAGAACUCAGAGAAGUCAGAGAGCUGUAUGAAGCUGAACAGGACAAGACGGUAAACAGUAAAGAGGAGAUGCUACAGCUACACAAUCAGAUGGCGCUACUCUCAGUCGAAAUGUGUUCCCUCCAAGAGGAAACGGAGCGGAUGAAGACCAUGGCUGAGGUUCGAGAGCCCAGCGAGCAGCUCCAGAGUGCUAUUAAAGACAGAGACGAGGCCAUAGCCAAAAAGAAGGCCGUGGAGAUGGAGCUGGCCAAGUGUAAAAUAGACAUCAUGUCUUUAAAUAGCCAACUUCUGGACGCCAUCCAGCAGAAGCUCAACCUAUCACAGCAGCUGGAAGCCUGGCAGGAUGACAUGCACAGAGUGAUUGACCAGCAGUUGAUGGACAAGCACCAGGACGAGUGGCGGUACUCCCCGUCCGCCAUGUCUGGGUCGUCCAGGGCUCACGGCUCUCAGUCGUCCAGACGAGCUCAACGCAUCUCUGAUCGGGACAGGAGACUUUUCUCUUUUUUCAAAAAGAACUGAGAACAGGAAAGAAAUAAAAAAAGCUUACACGACGCCCCUUGGAGAAGAGUGACGCGACGGCACAGGUGGAAAGAACGCGGCCCCAAGAUGGCGGGCGGCACACACACACACACGCACUCACACACUGAGGUUUGCACGUCAUGUCGGUUUCUUAGUGCCUAAUAUCAUCCAUGGCUACUUCCUGCCCACCCGAUAUAGGGAAGUAACACCGGGUACCGACUCUCCCUGUCCUUGCUGGACAUGACGAUGGUAGCAUAGCAACAGCAUCCCCUUCACAUGGGCUGGCUUUCAAUUCAUGCACUUCUGUACUUACAUUUCAAUAAGUACACUAAGUACACUAAGUACACUGGAAUUGAGUCAGUGUCGUGCGGUACAAAAUCUUCUUGUCUCCUUUUUAGUGGUGAAUCGCAACCACUCUUCCAUUCCGAAGCCAAGUUAGCGAACAUUGAGGGCUCUUAAGUGUGAAUCGAGAAGACGUAAGUCAGUGUUGUGGACCCAAGAGUCACUGAAACUUCGGUUUUUGUCGAGUACCUGUGAGUCGGUGAAACUCGAGUCUUUGUCGAGCAUAAGUGAGUCAGUCAGUUGUUGUCAAGCUCGAGUCUUUGUGGACAGUGAAACUUGAAUCUUCGUCGGGCCAUCCGUGAAUCAGUGAAACUCGAGUCUUGGUCAACCCGUGAAAGUGGAACUUGGGUCUUUGUCAAGCGCCCGUAAGUCAGUGAGAACUGGUCGGCACGGAGCAACCAUGAGUCGGUAAAAUUGGAGUCUGUUAAUCUGUGAAUCGGUUAAACUUGAGUCUUUGUCGAGCACUCGUGAAUCAGUGAAAGCCCAGUCUUCAGCAGGUACCUGUGAGUCACUGAAAAUUGAGUCUCAGUCAAGAAGCCAUGAAUCAUUGAAAGUCAAUUCUUGCUCGAGCACCCGUGAGUCAGUGCAACUUGAGUCUUUGUCGAGCACCCGUGAGUCGGUGAAACCUCAGUCGUCAGCAAGUACCCGUGAGUCACUGAAACUUGAGUCUUUGUCGAGCACCGAUGAGUCAGUGCAACUUGAGUCUUUUUCGAGCACCCGUGAGUCAGUGAAACCCCAGUCGUCAGCAAGUACCCGUGAGUCACUGAAAAUUGAGUCUCAGUCAAGCAGCCAUGAAUCAUUGAAAGUCAGGUCUUGCUCGAGCACCCGUGAGUCAGUGAAACCCCAGUUGUCAGCAAGUACCCAUGAGUCCCGUGAGUCAGGAGAACUCGAGUCUUCGUCGAGCACCCAUGAGUCAGCGAAAGUCAAAUCUGUGUCCAGCCCCCAUGAGUCAGUGGAACUCGAGUCUUUGUCGAGCACCCAUGAGUCAGUGAAACCCCAGUCAUCAGCAAGUACCCAUGAGUCACUGAAACUUGAGUCUCAGUCAAACAGCCAUGAAUCAUUGAAAUUCAAAUCUUGGUUGAGCACCCAUGAGUCAGUGCAACUUGAGUCUGUAGAUCUUUGAGUCAGAGAAACUCGAGUUUUUGUCAACCCGUGAGUCAGUGGAACUCGAGUCUUGCUCUAGCACCCGUGAGUCAGUGCAACUCGAGUCUUUGUCGAGCACCCAUGAGUCAGUGAAAGUCAAAUCUGUGUCAAACCCUGGUGAGUCACUGAAACUCGAGUCUUUGUCGAGCACACGUGAGUCAGUGAAAUCCCAGUCGUCAGCAAGUACCCAUGAGUCACUGAAACUUGAGUCUCAGUCAAACAGCCAUGAAUCAUUGAAAUUCAAGUCUUGGUUGAGCACCCAUGAGUCAGUGAAACUCAAGUUUUUGUCAACCCGUGAGUCACUGAAACUCGAGUCUUGGUCGAGCACACAUGAGUCAGUGCAACCCGAGUCUGUAGAUCUUUGAGUCACUAAAACUUGAGUCUUGGUGGAGCACCCAUGAGUCAGUGCAACUCGAGUCUUUGUCGAGCACCCAUGAGUCAGUGAAACCCCAGUCGUCAGCAAGUACCCGUGAGUCACUGAAACUCGAGUCUUUGUCGAGCACCCAUGAGUCAGUGAAACCCCAAUUGUCAGCAAGUACCCAUGGGUCACUGAAACUUGAGUCUCAGUCAAGCAGCCAUGAAUCAUUGAAAUUCAAAUCAACUCGAGUCUGUGGAUCUUUGAGUCAGUGAAACUCAAGUUUUUGUCAACCCGUGAGUCAGUGGAACUCGAGUCUUGGUCGACCACACAUGAGUCAGUGCAACCCGAGUCUGUGGAUCUUUGAGUCACUGAAACUCGAGUCUUGGUCGAGCAACUUGAGUCUUUGUCGAGCACCUGUGAGUCAGUGAAAGUCAAAUCUGUGUCAAGCCCCCGGUGAGUCAGUGAAACUCGAGUCUUUUUCGAGCACCCGUGAGUCAGUGAAACCCCAGUCGUCAGCAAGUACCCGUGAGUCACUGAAACUCGAGUCUUUGUCGAGCAUCCAUGAGUCAGUGAAACCCCAGUCGUCAGCAAGUACCCAUGAGUCACUAAAACUCGAGUCUUGGUGGAGCACCCAUGAGUCAGUGAAACCCCAGUCGUCAGCAAGUACCCGUGAGUCACUGAAACUCGAGUCUUUGUCGAGCACCCAUGAAUCACUGAAACUUGAGUCUCAGUCAAGCAGCCAUGAAUCAUUGAAAUUCAAGUCAACUCGAGUGUGUAGAUCUUUGAGUCAGUGAAACUCAAGUUUUUGUCAACCCGUGAGUCACUGAAACUCGAGUCUUGGUCGAGCACACAUGAGUCAGUGCAACCCGAGUCUGAAGAGCUUUGAGUCAGUGAAACUUGAGUCUUUGUCUACACGUGAGUCAGUGAAACUCAAAUCUUUGUUAACCCGUGAGUCACUGAAACUUGAGUCUUUGUCAACCUGUGAGUCAGUGAAACUCGAGUCUUUGUUGAGCACCCAUGAACCAGUCAAACUGGAGUCUUCAUCAAGAAUAACAAAUCCUUCAUGACUUCCAUAUUUGUAACAUAAUGCAUUUUGCUGUCCUGGUCUAUGCUAAUGCACUCAUGCACUUCAAAUACUCCGUGUUAGUGUGGAAGUGCGCCAAUUGAAACACAGCCACGCUGCUGAUUUCAAGGUUUUUAUUCAUCAGCGCCAUUUUUGCAUCGUUCAUCGCAAAACAAUCCAGCUCCAAAACGCUCGCUUUGUCAUCAGCACUCCAGCACUUUGUCAUUUUUCGGCAUUUUUUCCGAGACCUGAGACCAACAGCCGUGAAAAUGAAGCUUCGCUUAAUCCUCGUUUUACUUCAAACUCAGAACAGAACUUGAUUGAUGGAUGCAAUUAUCAGUCUAAUUAAUCAAGUUCUCUUUAGCACUUUAGCCUUUUUUUUUUUGAACUCAUGGACAUGUUCAAUUCCUCUUGAUCUCCAACUUAAUAAUAACGGGUUAUUUUUCUACAUUUACUGCACUAUUUAUUUCAACGCUCUCAUGCAAGGGGGCGUGUGUCCAAAGGCGGCCAUUUUCAGCCCACUUAUUUUUUUAUGGGUACAUUAUAAACAUAAAAUUAAUUAUUAAUGAGCUAUAUUAACAGAAAUUACAUGAAUUUGUUUUGUGAGAGUUUUGUUUAUACACUGAAUUAAUCAUAUUACUUAUAUAAAUGUAUGGAAAAAGUAGUUUGGACCCCACUGCUGCAAUGUAUCAUUUUGUUUUUGUAUUAUUUUCAAUAUUGUCCAGUCAACCAAAUUCUCCAAAGUACAAAAAUACUCUCAAAAAUACUCUCUUGGAACGACUUUGACAACAAGCAUAAAUUUACCUCCAUCCUGCUUCAACCCUGAACCAAUCACUGGUCUUCAUUUUAAUCCAUAAGAAUACACUAAAGAACCCGCAAAUCGAACUUUGUCAAAUAACUAGCCUUAAAAUUCAUAUAGUCGAAAAAUAAAUAUCAUUUUCUUGUAAGUACUUUUUGCGGUAUCCAGCACAAAAAAAGUGUCAAGUUGCGACGAUACUGAAUAUGUAACAUCACAGAAUAUAGAGUAUAUCACACCCAGUUGUACAGCACAGUACAACAGUACAGUACUAGUGGGUUCUUAUGGAUUAAGCUGUCUACUGUUGAUGUGAAUGACAGGAAGUGUGUUUUAAGUGUGUGUGUGUGUGUGUGUGUCUGUGCUUGGGCCGCUGCACCACGCAGCUUUGCAAACCUAUGCAGAUGUCACCUCUGUGAAGGGAGGAACCCAAAGAAUGUUUUUUUUUUUUUUUUAUACAUAAAACAAGUCAGUUUGGGUUUGGGUGAAGUGAAUAUAUUUAUAAGAAAAUCAAUACUUUUGAAAUAAAAUCGACUUUCUUCCUUUUAAAAAAAAAAAAUGUGUCCUUUGUGAGUCAGAUGUGUGUCAACGAUACAGGAAGAGGAACUCUCGUCGCCGACAUGAGGUGUCCAAUGUACACAAAGAAAAAAAGAUGCAAUCUAACAAGAAAAAGUCCUAAUUUUAUAAGAAUUAUUUUCUAUUACGUGAACAAAAAUAAUAUAAUUUAGGUGUUAUUGAAAUAUUAAAGUAAGACAAAAAAAACUAACAUUAUAAGAAACAAACAAAACAACCAAUAAUAUUUCUAUUAAGUCAGAAGUACGGAGACAUAUUUGA
Doryrhamphus excisus (bluestripe pipefish) is the source of this 6833-nucleotide messenger RNA. The record is from RefSeq and is a predicted model, not a curated record. NCBI's taxonomy places the organism in Eukaryota, Metazoa, Chordata, Actinopteri, Syngnathiformes, Syngnathidae.